Messenger RNA from Pseudoliparis swirei, 1841 nucleotides. It is a transcript of the gene mtnr1aa, whose product is annotated as melatonin receptor 1A a. NCBI's taxonomy places the organism in Eukaryota, Metazoa, Chordata, Actinopteri, Perciformes, Liparidae. The transcript has 2 exons. Gene Ontology annotation, biological process: G protein-coupled receptor signaling pathway. Gene Ontology annotation, molecular function: melatonin receptor activity. The coding region runs from base 114 to 1169 and encodes 351 amino acids. The record is from RefSeq and is a predicted model, not a curated record. Gene Ontology annotation, cellular component: membrane.
UGAAGAGGAAAGCCGCGGGAGGCUUCAGCACCCCGCCACCGAGAGGGGGGGACGAGUCCCGGGGAGUCGCGGCGCGGUUAGAAUUCGGGCCCAGUUGAGUAAAAAGUUGUACAAUGGUUAUAAAUGGGUCUCACCUGAACAGCUCCUCGACAGACCCCAGCGACGCCGUCCUGAACCGCCCGCCGUGGGUGACCACAACUUUGGGCUGCUUCCUCAUCUUCACCAUCGUGGUCGACAUCCUGGGCAACCUCCUGGUCAUCUUCUCCGUGUACCGCAACAAGAAGCUCCGGAACGCAGGGAACAUCUUCGUGGUGAGCCUGGCCGUGGCCGAUCUCGUGGUGGCCAUCUACCCGUACCCGCUGGUCCUCGCCUCCAUCUUCCACAAUGGCUGGAACCUGGGUUACGUCCACUGCCAGAUCAGCGGCUUCCUCAUGGGCGUCAGCGUCAUCGGCUCAAUCUUCAACAUCACCGGCAUCGCCAUCAACCGCUACUGCUACAUCUGCCACAGCCUCAAGUACGACAAACUGUACAGUGACAAAAACUCCCUGUGCUAUGUGCUGCUGAUCUGGGCGCUGACCGUGGUGGCCAUCGUGCCCAACCUGUUCGUGGGCUCCCUCCAGUACGACCCGCGGGUUUACUCCUGCACCUUCGAGCAGUCCGCCAGCUCGGCGUACACCAUCGCCGUGGUGUUCUUCCACUUCAUUCUCCCCAUCAUGAUUGUCACGUACUGCUACCUGCGCAUUUGGAUACUGGUCAUACAGGUGCGGCGGCGGGUCAAGCCCGACAACCGGCCCAAGCUGACGCCGCACGACGUGAGGAACUUUGUCACCAUGUUCGUGGCGUUCGUGCUGUUCGCCGUGUGCUGGGCGCCGCUCAACUUCAUCGGCCUGGCCGUGGCGAUCAAGCCGGAGGUGGUGGUGCCCCUCAUCCCCGAGUGGUUAUUCGUGGCCAGCUACUUCAUGGCCUACUUCAACAGCUGCCUUAACGCCAUCGUGUACGGCGUGCUGAACCAGAACUUCCGGCGCGAGUACAAGCGCAUCGUGGUGUCGGUGUGCACGGCGCGCGUCUUCUUCCAGGAGAGCUCCAACGACGCCGCCGGGGAGCGGCUGAAGAGCAAGCCGUCGCCGCUCAUGACCAACAACAACCAGGUCAAGGUGGACUCCGUCUGACCCAGAACGACCGAGGGGGGGGGGAGGAAAAAAGUAAGCGGACGCGAGAAGAUGGCGUGGAAAAAAAGGAAACAAAAGAGAAAAAUACCAAAUAUGAAUAUAAAAGCAGCUUCUAUCCUGAGCUGAGUCAUAUGGUGCUAUGUGACCUCCGAACAAUCAGCGGAAACACGGGGUGCAUAUUAUCUUCUGUCUUUUAUCGAGCACUCCUGUUGGACUCUGCAGUACGUGUAGUCCAGUAAAUAUAUGAUGUCCGUUUUGUUUUCAUGUUUACAGUGAUGAUAUAAAUGUAUCAUGCAUUAUUAUAAGUAUUUAUUUCGUAUGAAAUGUCAUGUAGAUAUAUAAGAUAUAUCGGGAUCCAAUUGAAUGAAAAUAACAUUUUAUCGGGUGUAUAAAAUAAAAAAAUAAAAAAUACCUACAAAGGUUGGGUUGAAAAUAUCACCAGAAGUUUAGAAAAUGUAAUCAAUUUCGACCUCAUUUGUGAGACUAACACUAAUUGAGUGCAAGCAAUGUGGGUUGCUGCUGUCUUAUUAUACCCCGCAGUACAUUAAGUGGAAUAUAUAUUUGAGUGUCUCUCUCUCUAUCUCUCUCUCUGCCACCUUGUGAGCUCAUUAUACUGUAUGCAUGGAUAUGCAGGAAUCGUUCUAAUGAAAAAUAAAUCUGAUAUUGAUGGAC